Molecule: messenger RNA, 1122 nt
Organism: Colletotrichum gloeosporioides
Lineage: Eukaryota; Fungi; Ascomycota; Sordariomycetes; Glomerellales; Glomerellaceae
Exons: 6
Coding region: 1-1122 (373 amino acids)
Molecular function (GO): metallopeptidase activity
Source: RefSeq, a predicted model, not a curated record
AUGACUCCUUCGGUGCACGCUGCCACGUUUUUCAUUCUCUCAACCUUUCAUUUUUGGCAUGUCUUCGCAGUCCCGGGCCUCCUCGGCGUGGGUGAAUCUGCACGCAUUCAUGAACGCGCCUUGACGAGCUGGGUUAUGAAAGGAUACGGAACCGAAUCGUCGUGUACUCAGGAACAAAUCGACCAAAUCGAGCCUGCAGUAGAGUACGCCAAGAUUCUAGCCAAGGCUGCCAUGACGGCUUUGGAGGAUGUAGGGACAUCGGGGGUGGCGUAUCGGCGCUGGUUUGGUGAGAACAACACUAGCGAAAACACCCUCGCAUCCAUCAAGGCAAACCAUUACGAAGCUGUGAUUUCGGGACUGCGAGCACCCGAAUCAGGAACAGUCAAGUCUGAAGACGAAGGCGGCCCGGACAAAUCAAGACUGGUGUUUUCCUGUCCUAAUUCGGAACAUCCCGUGUGCGAACCGAACCCCUAUGCAGGGACAGAGCCGAUCGCCGGCAUGCUCAAUGCCGGCGAAGUUUACGACAACAAUGUGAUGCGUCUCUGCCCCCCCUUUUUCCGCCAGGUCAGCCACUCGCAGAUGCUUGUCAACUGGCGAGAUUGGAAAGAAGGCGACCUGCGAACAUCAGCAGGCUUCACACUGCUUCAUGAAAUGCAGCAUCUUGAUGCGAUAGUUGGCAAACCCAAUCGUUGCGCUGACCACGCGUAUUCAGUUGCAGACUGUGAGAAGCUUUCUAGCGUUGAAAGACUGAAGAAUGCGCAGACCUUUGCAUACUUCGCGCUGGAUGUGCUUGUGGACCCACCAAGCCCGAGCAAGCCGUACAUCGUCUUCGCCGCGCCCAGCGCCCAGUUGCACUCCUCAAAGAUGGCCAGCAUCACACCGCCGUGGCAGGAGCCCUCGCGGAACGUCUUGUUUAAGGACGUCGUGGGCGUUGUCUGCCGCUUCGACUUGCGCAGUAGGCGUGUGCAUGAAGGCGAUGAAGUAAGGAUCGUUGCCACCGUGUUCACGAUGACGGCGAAGAAUUCAAAGGCAUGUCCUUGCUCGGCUGAUGAGGGGUCUGAGGAUAGGGUCUGGGUCAGACAGGGUUUUGCCGCACCAGGAUACGGAGUCGAAGUGCGCUAG